AUGAGGUUCUCUGGUUCGGAAGGUUUAACAUUGUCGGAUGAAGAGAAGAAGGAUAUAGAGAGAUUGGAAGGGCUAACUCGACCCUUAGAAAGCAAAGCGAUCCUGUUACUUGCGGGGUCAAAAAAUCCGCGAGAGGACUUAAAGAGUAUCAUGGUUAGGAGUAAAUGGAGAGAGUUGAAAGCCAAGCAUGGGGAAAAGGAAUUAGAAGUUAUUAACGUGGAAGGAGCGAAGGAAAAAGAGAAGUUGGAGACAAAGAAGAAAAAGCAAAGAGUUGGUGAUAAGAAUGCGGACACUAGUGGUCCGAAGUUGAUCCAAACUGAAGUUGGUGUAGGAGAGAAGGAUGCUCGUUUAAGUCAUCCGACUGAGGAAUCAGGUCGGCCAGUCAUUGCGAGUGUGACUAUGCCGAGUUCCUCAACAUCGGAUGCUGGUCACCAAAAGGGGAAGAAUCCAACAGUGGUGAUUUUGGAUGAAGAAACAGCAUUGAAGUCGAAAGAGAUAACCGAUUCGAUCUCCUCAGAUGAGUCAAUGUCAGAACUUCAAAAAGAAAUUGCGCAGCUCGGCUUCUCCUCCCUGAUACCACAGGGAGGAUCAUCCCAAGGUGGCCAGACAAGCCGACCUCGGUCAAUACACCAGAGAUAUGAUUCUAAUCAUCCGUUAGAGAGAUUAGAUCAUGUGAGUAUGUCUCCAGAUGUCACCUCGUUCUGGAGUGCCAAGCUAACGGCAGAUGCAUUUUAUAAAGAGGAUCGUGCGCACAUUGCUGAUAAGGCGCUGAUUGAGAAGGUGGGUCCUGUUGAGGGAUUAGAUUCAGUGGAAGUGUUUUUGCAAAGGUCGAUUGCAGUAGUGGAUCACUGGAAGAGGAGAUGGAAGAAAAAUAUAGAGCAAAUGGAUAAGCUGAAGGCAGAGAAUGUGAAGGUCGGAUCGUUGUGUGCUGAGUUGAAUGAUGUGAAGGGAAAUUUUGCUGAAAACAACAAGGCGUUUGAAAUAUCCCUGCGCUCCAACAAAUCCUACUCAGCAAAAGUAGAAGAGCUUCUGAGUAAAGUGAAAAAGGUAGAGGAAGAGAAAGAGCAAAAGGAAAAAGAGAAUGCUGAGUUGAGAGCAAAAGUCAAAGAAAAUAGUGAAAAGGAGAAAGAAAAUGCUGAGCUGAAGAAGAAGUUGGAGGAACAAAAGCGUCUGACCUCGGAGUUGCACGAGGAGUUCCAAAGGUUAAGAGAGCAGAAUAAAGCUUGUCAGGAAGUGAUAGCGGCUGAUGUGGAAAAAGCCACGGACUUGGAAAAGAAAAAUAAUAAGUUAAGUAAAGAUCUGGAGAACCUGGAGUUGCAUGUAAUGGAGGAGCAUAAGAAAGGAUUUGCCAAGGCUCUACGACAAAUCAAGAUAGUGCUCCAGGAAUCAAUCUUCGUGAUCUAG
This is a messenger RNA of Cajanus cajan (pigeon pea), 1404 nucleotides long. NCBI's taxonomy places the organism in Eukaryota, Viridiplantae, Streptophyta, Magnoliopsida, Fabales, Fabaceae. The record is from RefSeq and is a predicted model, not a curated record.